Messenger RNA from Amoebophrya sp. A120, 3131 nucleotides. The record is from the annotation of a GenBank genome assembly. Lineage: Eukaryota; Dinophyceae; Syndiniales; Amoebophryaceae.
CUUAAGCCCAGAACCUCAUGUUCCUACCUGGUUCUUGCUGCAAAAAUAUCACCCAAGUGAGUCCAUUAGCCCGCCGUCUUGUAAGAACGCAAUUAUAAGUAUUGCACAUGAUCAUGUGCCAGAUCCAGAGGGAAAUUCUGCUUGCGAAUGUUUGCUGAGUGACACUGUCUUUCUAGGUCGCCCCGGCGUCGAGUGAAAGCCGGCACGACAGUAUGAGUGGUUGCAAUAGUUGUAUCUGAAUCUUGUUCAAGUUCAACUCACUUAACCUUUUUGCGAGAGAAAAUACGUACCAUUUAUCCCUGUAUCCGUACAUCGAGUUCUUCAUACGGAAUCACAAUCAUGUCUAAGAUUAAGAAGACGACGGGUCUGCUGAUCGCUGCAGCGCAUUUGGCACUGUGGAUUUCUCCCUGUGUUCUUUGUCGCGCAAGCACACGACAAGCCGGAGUUGAGGGCAACGAAGCUUUAUCGACAUCAGGGCAGGCGAGCAUCGUAGAAACCUCUGCAGUUCCCGAGGAGAGCCGCGCACCAGCCGGAGUUGAGGGCAAUGAUAAUGAAGCGUCGUCGACACCACAGCAGGCGAGCACCGUAGAAACUCAAAGUUCUGCAGUUUCCGAGGAGAGCCUCCCAUCUACAGGACCACUAGAUAGUACAACAGCGCCGGUGUCACAAUCCGCAAUAGCGUCCCGGGGCACGACAACGACCUCCACAAGAAGAAGAACCACUUUAAAAGACUUAGACGACGGAGAAGUCGUGAUGCGCCGUUGUUGCCAGCGCAAGAAAAAGACACAAUGGAGGAGCCCGCUACCCGCAAUCCCGGAGGAUCCGGCAGAAGAUGAAGAUGUAAUUGUGAGACCAAAUAAGCGGAUGCGUAUUCGGAUUCGAAAAACAUUUAAUAGAGAUGGACGGAUUGAGACAACCACAACCGUGAUUCCGGACCGGCUUUCGGAGCACGGGGUUUCGGACGAUGUGGAGAAAGCGAAAUGCAUCACGUGGCCAGAGUUGUGGCACCGACACGAGGAGGUGCGCACUGCUGAGAUGGAGGUCGACCUGUUCAAAAACGCGCCUUUGAGACCCUGGGUCGCGGUGCCGGCGAAGCAGCAGUUGGACCACUUCUACCAAGACGUCGGACCCUUCGCAGGCCCUCCGGUUUGGCCCGCGUGGUUGCCGGAAGAUGAUGUCACAUAUUACGGGCCAAACAACCUAGAUGUCCACUGGUUUUUCGGGACGCCCGUGCCUUACAUUACCUUUCGCGAAUAUAGUUCUAUCUUCGACCCUGUGAUGAAUAACGCAAGAGAGAGACAAGGGCCCUACCAAAAUCGGCCGUCAGACAGAUUGGCAGCACCGAAAUUUGGAGCCGCGACGCAGCAGCACUUGUCGAGGGCUGCGCAGGGUUUGCUACGCGAGAUUGCCUUAAGCGAAAGCCUCGUCCUGGACGAGGUGUUGCGUCGCAUGCCGAUGGAACGCGCAAAGGCCCGCGGCAUGCCGUACGAUGUUCAUCAGAUUGACGCGCAAACGGCGUGUGCCCUGUUGGUACAAGCGGCAGGAGAGCAGCGGAAACGAGUUGAUAGGGGAGCACGAACUGUCUGGCGACAGUGGUGGAUCGAUUACCUUGCCUGGUUUACCCAAGAAUACUACCUCUUCCAUGCGCGGCGGCUCCGUUUGCACAGAAUGCCCAUCACGGAAGCAGUUUUGAACACGACGCGCGGAAAGCUUGACAAGAGAGCCAAGACAGCGGACCACAUCCGCUUUGGGACAGCACUCUCAACAAAGAUGAGCCCGCUCGCGCCUCGAGCAAGGCCACUUUCUACCAACAUGAAGAAGCGUGGCCCAGGACGAGCAGAGCGUUUGGCGCAGCCACUGCUCAACAAGGUCAAAAAAAAGGAGAAAGCGGGAUUGGAACGAAAGAAGAGCCAGGCCGCGGAGGCAGCGACGCAGCGGCGCCGCUGGAGGUCGCAAGUGAGGCAGGAGGAACAGGAACUCCAACUUAUCGCCCGGGAGCAAAAAGCUCUGGCGCAGAAGGCCAUCCGCGAUUUGGCAGAUGCGUGGAGCAAGGCGCCGGACUUCAUCCCGGAUGCUUUCCCGCAGCUGGUUCGCGCUUUGGAGAGUAUGCGAGAACGCGCGAGGUCGUGUCCGAGCAUGGCAAGCAAGUACUUUCACCAGUUCCUUCACGACAUCAACCUAACUCUCAAGAUUCCCCUGGGAUGUCGCCCAGUUACGUGAAUCUGAAAACGUUCCGCGUUGCUACAACUCGUUUGCAACCGGCGCAUGUUCAAAAAGCAAUAAUGGGAAGACGCCGCGCUCGGAUUUUCCCUACAAAAGAGACCACAGCCACUUGCCGCACUUAGACAUAGAUGAAAUCGCAGUGGAUGGUGCCGCUGAAGAAGACCAGGAAUUAUGCGACUUCGCCGAAUGUUCGUCGAACUCCCAAUCCCAGGAGCAGAUGAACCACAUCUCUGAAGACCUAGCUCCUGUCUCUUCCUCUUUUUCCGGCGUCCCAGCAACAUCAUAACCCGAUCGAGAAGCCCGAUGACCUGAAAGCCUGGUUCUACGACUCAAACAAGAUGGUCUGCAGCUGGAGGUGAAGGCACACGACCUUCCGCAAGGCCACCCUCUUGUUCACUCAUCGCCCUUUCAUCUGUCACUGGGCGACGAUUCACAUUAUAGUCCAGAGACUUUAGCUGUAUCUCAGUAUUCUGUCGCGAAUGACGGCCCUUUUCGAUUUUUCACUUUUAUCGAGCCGUUUUAAUACGACAGCAGCAACCAGCGACAACAUGCAACAGUUACGCGGAUGAGAAAAUCGCGCACGAAUUGUGCCCGAUAGGUCGCAGCCAGCGCAUUGUUGUACAAUCAACGUACUUGCCUCCGAAAAAAUAGAAUUUUCUGUAAGAUUAAGAAAGUAGGAGCAACUUCAGUUUCACUUCGUUGACAUCUAUGUGUAUGAUCCAUCUUUGUAAGUCUCGAGUGGCUAUGAUUUUGCCUGAUGUGACACUAGACAUUUUGUGCUGACAAACUUGAAUCAGAAUCGUGAUCGAAAUUAUAGCGGAUCUGUAUCUGCAGUUUGAUCUUGACAUGAUUGGUAUUUCUCAUCAAGGUUUCUUUUGCUUGCAGGUUGAGUGGAAACAACUGAACAU